AUGGAAGAAGAAGAAGAAAUAAGGGACCAUAGAGGAUUUUCUGGUGGGAAUUCUGAAACUUGUGGUGAAGGAAAUGGUGUAGACCAUAUUGUAGGAACAUCUAUUACAGAAAAAGUUGAGAUACAUAGUAAUAUUGCAGAUAAUGAAGGUACCAAUGUAGUAUUGGAAGGAGUUGAUUCAUCUUCUCCUGUUGUAGAUGAUGAUCUUUUUGAACAUGUUCCACUGAAAGAACAUAAUAAAAAUGCUGAGGAUGUGAAUGAGUCUUUGAUUCCAGAUAAUUUGAGACAUUCAUCUGGUGGGAGUGAGGAAACAUUUGAGUUUUCCUUUGGAAAUGUUCCAAGCUCAGGAUUUAACUCUCCCCUAGGUGCAGAGAUGCUUCACGAUCACCAUUUUUCAAGCCCAGGGCACGAGAGAGAUUUGACUGAUAACAUUACAGUAUCAUCCUCUUCAGCUAGUCUUGAUUCUGCUCUGUAUUUCCGUGUAGAUAGUGGAUUCUCUCCUGUUGAGUCUCCUCAAAAGACCAAGCCUAAACAGGUCAUGCUUAAUGUGUCUCCAGAGCUAUUGCAUUUAGUAGAUUCUGCUAUAAUGGGAAAAACGGAAAGCUUGGAAAAGCUGAAGAAUAUUGUGAGUGGUGUUGAGAUUUUUGGGAAUGGCGAGGAGGCUGUUAACAUUGCUUACUUGGUAGUUGAUUCCCUUCUUGCCACGAUGGGAGAUAUGGUAUUCACCGAGUCGUCUGUCAUGCGAGAUGCUAAUGCUAUUCAGACACUUUUAGAUGGUUGCAGGCGAUGCUACUGGUCCAUUCGGGAAAGUGACUCUGUGAAUACGUUUUCUAUUAAUGAGGAUGCUCGCCUUGUUGGUGAGGUGAAUGCUUUGAUUGAUGAACUACUAGUGGUUGUUGAACUUUUAGUUGUGGCAGCUCCUCCGUCCUUGGCUGUGGAGGAUGUUCAGUGUUUGCUUGGGUUCAUGGUUGACUGCCCUCAACCAAAUCAGGUUGUCAGGGUGCUGCACCUGAUAUAUAGGUUGGUGGUUCAACCAAAUACAUCCAGGGCUCAAACCUUUGCCGAGGCAUUUAUAUCCUCUGGUGGCAUAGAAACACUUCUUGUUCUUUUGCAGCGUGAAGCAAACGCUGGAGACAUAGAUGCGCCAAACUUUUCAUCUUCCAAGAGAGAUGAAGCUUUAUCAUCCCAGAAAACUGAAGUAGAUAUUGGGGACAGGACCUCAGAAGAUAUUGGUUGUGAUUAUACAGGACCUAUGGAUAAAAAUGAUUUAACUUCACAGGAAAAGGCUUAUGAAUCCAAGUCUUUUGAUGGCUCAACGAUAUCUAAUAUUCAAAGGAUGUCGUCUAUCCAUGAAAAUCCUUUUAUUAAAAAUUUGGGUGGCAUAAGUUUUUCAUUAAGUGCUGAAAAUGCACGGAAUAAUGUGUAUAACAUUGACAAAAGUGAUGGUAUCAUUGUUGGCAUUAUUAACCUCUUGAGUGCUUUAGUAAUAUCAGGAUAUCUAAAAUUUGAUAAGCCUGUUCCCCCAGAUGUAACUAACAACAUUCUUGGUUUGAUUGAGGGAGGAGGUACCAUGUUUGAUGAUAAGGUCUCCCUCCUUCUUUUUGGUUUACAAAAGGCUUUCGAAGCAGCACCAAACAGGCUUAUGACAAGCAAUGUAUACACAGCUUUAUUGGCUGCCUCGAUAAAUAUGUCUUCAACAGAUGAAGGACUAUACUUGUAUGAUUCACGUCAUCGCUUUGAGCAUCUGCAACUGUUGUUGGUUCUUCUUCGUUCUCUUUCAUACGCAUCGAGCGCAUUGCAAAGUCGAGCAUUACAGGAUCUUCUGAUUUUGGCUUGCAGUCAUCCAGAAAAUAGAAGCAGUCUUACUAAAAUGGAUGAAUGGCCUGAGUGGAUUUUGGAGAUUCUCAUAUCUAAUCAUGAGAAAAGUGGAAGUAAAAAUACAAAUUCAUCCCGCACGAGAGAUGUAGAAGACUUCAUACACAAUUUCUUGAUUAUUAUGUUAGAGCAUUCUAUGCGCCAGAAGGAUGGAUGGAAGGUUCGACUUUUUUGA
Messenger RNA from Fraxinus pennsylvanica, 2049 nucleotides. The record is from the annotation of a GenBank genome assembly. Lineage: Eukaryota; Viridiplantae; Streptophyta; Magnoliopsida; Lamiales; Oleaceae.